Molecule: messenger RNA, 3144 nt
Organism: Penicillium waksmanii
Lineage: Eukaryota; Fungi; Ascomycota; Eurotiomycetes; Eurotiales; Aspergillaceae
Product: mannose-ethanolamine phosphotransferase GPI13
Exons: 3
Coding region: 1-3144 (1047 amino acids)
Biological process (GO): GPI anchor biosynthetic process
Cellular component (GO): endoplasmic reticulum membrane
Molecular function (GO): mannose-ethanolamine phosphotransferase activity
Source: RefSeq, a predicted model, not a curated record
AUGGCAUCGAAAUCACAAAAAAGCCCCCUGGGCAGCACAGCUCCCAACAGCGACCAGAUAAACGUCCGUGCCGCAGAACAGUCUAAACAAUCGGCCAUCCAGGAACAAAAAGCACGCGAAUUAGAGAAUGAGUUCAAGACCAAGCAUUUUGGCGUAAUGGGCGUGCUUACCUGGAUAUUAUUACUUCACAUUGCCGGCAUUUACUUCUUCACAAAAGGCUUUCUGCUAACGCGCAUGGUUCUCGACAAUAAAUCCUCGUGCCAGGAGCUUCCAUUCGAUAUCACCUCGGGCUCCCAACACGCACCAUCAAACCAGCAAGCGAACGGAUGUUGGCACCAGAAGUCUUUUGAUAAAGCCGUUGUCAUUAUCAUCGAUGCCCUUCGAUACGACUUCACUGUACCCUUUGUGCCCAAGGAGGAGAGUGAAACAGCCCACCUUUUCCACGACAAUAUCCCCAUUUUCUACGAAACCGCCAUCAACAGCCCGGCUAACGCAUUCCUGCUUCCAUUCAUCGCCGAUGCACCCACCGCAACUCUGCAACGGUUGAAGGGACUGACUACCGGAACUCUGCCCACAUUCGUGGAUGCCGGCUCUAACUUCGCCGGCACCGCCAUUGACGAAGACAACCUGGUUGCUCAGUUGCACAGCGCUGGAAAGACUCUGGUCCAGCUCGGAGACGAUACUUGGCAGGCUCUGUAUCCGGGAUAUUUCGACGCCAAUCUGACUCGCCCGUUUGAUUCAUUCAACGUCUGGGACCUGCACACUGUUGAUAAUGGCGUCAACGAGCAUCUGUUCCCGCUCCUUCGCACGGAGAACAAGUCCAAAUGGGAUGUGAUCUUCGGUCAUUAUCUUGGUGUUGAUCACGCUGGCCACAGAUACGGACCGAACCAUGCCGCCAUGGCGAGCAAGUUGCAAGAAAUGGACCGUGUCAUUCGUGACAUCAUUGCCGCCCUCGACGACGAUACCCUUCUCGUUGUGAUGGGUGACCAUGGAAUGGAUAUCAAGGGUGACCACGGCGGCGAAUCGGAUGAUGAGGUCGAGGCCGCUUUGUGGAUGUACUCCAAGCGUGGCACUUUUGGUCGCACAAGUAAAGAAAGCCUGCAGCCACCUAAGAAUGCGAAGGAACGUCCAAUCCCGCAGAUCGAUCUUGUCCCCACGCUGUCUCUGAUGCUUGGAAUCCCCAUUCCGUUCAACAACCUCGGCUCCCCCAUUGAAGAGGCUUUUGCUGGCCCGAAGGGAAAUGACUGGGCCAACCUGGCUACUGUGAGUCGCCUCACCGCGGCGCAGAUCAAGAGGUAUCAAGCUGCGUACGAAAUUUCCCAGGGCGGUGCUGAUGACGAGGAGUCGUUCUCGCUUUGGUCUGCGGCCGAGACCGAGUGGAAGUCUGGCUCGAAGAGCUUUACGUCUAAGUCUACUGCUGCUCGUUCUAGUUACGAGCUAUAUCGCAAAUACCAGCGCCACACGUUGGAUGUUUGCCGUGGGCUUUGGACAACCUUCGAUGUUCCGAGUAUGAUUCAAGGUGUUGCGCUUCUCUUUGGCGGCAUUGCUCUUUUGGUUUUGUACGCUCGCGGAAUGAGGAACGACAGGACCGAGCUUUCUUCUCAGCUGCUGUCGUUUGUUGGCGUUGGAUCCGGAGUGGGUGCUGCUGUUGGCAGUGUCUUGUCCCUUUUCGGAUUCACCGAGAUGUCGACAAUCGAUCUGUCUGUUUUCCUUGCUGCGGUGGGAAGUAUGGCAGGUUCUGCGGUUGUAAUGGUCAAGAAGCCCGCGAACUUGACGCUCCCCUUGCCAAAUGGUAUGUGGGGAUGGCUCGCAGUAUUUUUCACUGUUUCUCAGUCCGUCGGAUUCGCCUCGAACUCCUAUACCAUUUGGGAGGACGAAAUUCUUCUAUUCUUCCUUACCACGUUCGGCGUCUGUGCUGGCAUUUCAUCGAUGCGCCAGAAGACAACCACCGACCGCGUAUUGGGCGUUUACCACUCGGUCCUUUUUGUGAUUCUCGGCCGCCUGGCCUCCUUCUCCCGUCUCUGCCGUGAAGAACAAAUGCCAUUCUGUCGCUCGACCUACUACGCUUCCUCAACAUCCUCCAUUUCUGCCCCUUGGCAGCUCGGAAUCCCCUUUGCGGUCGCCUUCUUCCUACCCGCUGUCAUUCGCUCGUUCUACAGCGGCUCCAAAUCGUACGAAGGAGCCGCAACUCUGUGGAUUAGUUACGCAUUCCGCUUCGGUCUCCUAAUCACUUCUAUCUUCUGGAUGCUAGAAGGUGCCGACGACGGCGAAUGGCUUCCAGUGAGCAAAGAAACACUCAAAACCGUCCGCGUCUUCUUAGCCCAGCUCGUCCUCGCCAUCGCUUUCGCCGCCGGCACGGGGGCAUACAUCUACUCGAAGCCCUGCAUCAGCAUCAGCGUGAACAAACCCCCAGAAGACCCCAACGCCCCACCAGCCCCCAUAAUCGCAGGCCAGGAGCAGAAACCCCGUACGACCGUGACAAUCCUCGGCUUCGGAAAUAUGUACGGCACGAGAUUCUUCUUCCUAGUCAUCAACUUCGCGCUAGCCAUCAUCCUGAUGCAGAAACCCAUGGGCCAAGGUGCAAUCGCCCUUCUAGUCUGGCAAAUCCUCUCCCUCCUUGAAAUUCUCGACACAAACGCCCUAACCCUCUCCAACUCGCCCAUCGGUCCCAUAGUCCUAGGCCUCCUGGGUUCAUUCUACUUCUUCAAAACAGGCCACCAGGCUACACCAAGCUCCAUCCAGUGGGAAACUGCAUUUAUCCCCCCUAUCAACAAUCAAAUACCCCUGGACACCCAUCUUCGUCGUGCUGAAUACUUUCGGCGCGCAGAUUCUCGCCGCUCUAGCCCAGAUGCUUCUUCUUCUUCUUCUUCAAAGGGCGCUAAAUCCGCAAACCCGGCUACCAGGCUCCUUUCUGAUGUUACUCAGGCUGUCGCUACCCAUACACUCUACCUGGCGACUAUCAAUCUCGCUACAACUAUGUGGGCGGGCCAUCUACGCCGCCACCUUAUGCUGUAUCGUAUCUUUAGCCCGCGGUUCAUGAUGGGUGCUGGCGUGUUGGCUAUUGUGGAUAUAGUCCUCAUGGUCUUUGCUGUUGGUGGUGUGCGAUGGAGCACGAUGAGCGUCGGUGAGAUCUUUGGUUGGUGA